This is a messenger RNA of Drosophila guanche, 1251 nucleotides long. It is a transcript of the gene Sod3, whose product is annotated as extracellular superoxide dismutase [Cu-Zn]. The record is from RefSeq and is a predicted model, not a curated record. The coding region runs from base 145 to 894 and encodes 249 amino acids. Gene Ontology annotation, biological process: removal of superoxide radicals. The transcript has 6 exons. NCBI's taxonomy places the organism in Eukaryota, Metazoa, Arthropoda, Insecta, Diptera, Drosophilidae. Gene Ontology annotation, molecular function: superoxide dismutase activity; copper ion binding.
UCUUCCCAGUCAAAAAAGUUGAUUUGCGGCAGCAAAGCCCGAGACUUGUCCGCAGUUCUCCGCCGACAAUUGCACAAAUUGGUUGAUUUUUCGUGAAAUAUAAGUAAUCAGCAUUAAGUACAUAGUUGCUAACAAGCUUGAAAUAUGAUGCAAAGUAUUGUCAUCUCUCUGGCACUCUGUGCCACAAUCUGUGCUGCUGCUCAGACGCGUAACACGCCCAUACAGGCCAUUGCCUAUGUGAGCGGACCCGUCCAAGCUGAUGGCAGCCAGGUCAAGGGGAACGUUACCUUCACACAGAAUGACUGCGGCCAGAAUGUCCAUGUGCGUGUUCAGUUGGAGGGCCUGAAGGAGGGCAAACACGGCUUCCACGUUCACGAGAAGGGAGAUCUGAGCAAUGGCUGCACCAGCACGGGCGGUCACUAUAAUCCCGACAAGGUGGAUCAUGGCGGUCCCGAUCAUGAGGUGCGCCAUGUGGGCGAUCUGGGUAACCUGGAGGUCAACUCCACGGGCGUCAUUGACAUCACGUACACGGAUAAGGUGAUCAGUCUGACCGGCAACCGUGGCAUUAUCGGACGUGCCGUUGUUGUCCACGAGCUGGAGGACGAUCUCGGACUGGGCGAUCACGUGGACUCCAAGAAGACGGGCAAUGCGGGUGGCCGUAUCGGCUGCGGUGUGAUUGGUGUUAAUGGCGUCGCACAGCAGCUUCAAGAGGCAGCACCAAUACGAACACCAUCAGCACACCAUCAUGUCCAUCCCCAGCCCCCACUGUACUAUGUGCCCCAUGAGCAGCCACAAGAUCAUGUUCUCUAUCCACUCCAGCGCUAUCCCUCGUACCCAUACCCACCAUAUCCGUAUCCGUAUCCGUAUCCGUAUCCGCACCCGUUCUAUGUGUGAAUCCCACUACUAGCCGAAGAUUAGAAUACAUCUGUGCACCCACUCUACUUACAGCUCGGAUGUGGACGAGUGGCCAUGCCGCGAUGGCGGCGCCGGAGGUCUGCGGAGCUCUCUCUCCAUUCUCGCCGUUGUCGUUGCUCUCUUCCUCUCGCGCAGCGUCUAACACUCGCAUGAUGAGAGCCGAGCAGAGCAUGUGGCAUGGGAUCGUUCAUCUUGCACACACACACACACACACAUACCAAUUAAUAAUACUCCAACAGCAUUAUCCACCCAAAACUAAAACACUGCAGAGAAUAAUCAGCGUUACUUGUAUUACGUUUUGAAAUGUUUGAUAAUAAAAUUUUGUUAUACAUUGAA